AUUAUUACCUACGCGCAUUUCAUUUGCCCGUCCCCUAGCAACGUCGUUUGUUCGAUAGCAGUCGCCGUCGACAUGUUCUGGGGCUUGACUCCGUCCCUCGACAUCCUCGGCCUCUACAUCGAAGAAAACGAAACUCUGCCCGCCGAAGUGAACGUCCUUCUCGUAGGAGGUGCCGACGCCCGCCACAUCCUCCACACCCUGGCCCGCAGAUACCGUCAUGCCCCCACCAAACUCAACUUCUACGUCGCCGAAGCGAGCCUCGAGACCAUCGCCAAACAGCUGCUCCUUUUGAACGUCUCCUUCCAGCAUCCGUCCGUGUUGGGUCUCAUACCGAAAGCGAAGAUCUUCAUGGAACUGUACGGAAACGCCCUGGUGCGACCGUCGGUGGCCAAAUUUCUCACCGCUACCGCGACAGAAAUGGUCAAAAUGGUGACCGAUUACGACUACUUGGCGAAAGUAAUGCCCUUUGUCAGUCUAGAAGUCAAAUACAAAGAACGCGACUAUCUGGAAAAUUUGUUCAAGUUUUGGUGCGGCCGCGAUGACUUUGACAUCUGUGACAGCUGGGAUCGACGUUUACGCAAGAACUUGGGCGUUCGGUACGACUCUAGAUUAGGUGCCUUCGACUGGGACCUUCACAUGAGGUUACAUUCGAUCGGAGGGCGGCAGAUAUGCAGCCAGGAAUAUCGCAAUUUUCGUUCGACGGGAGUGGCCUUCAGUUGGUUGGAAUCUGAGGUGUCCAAGCCGAACCGUUCUAUGGUAUGCGUGGUGAUUCCGAACGGAGAGAAGUUCGUCCAUUGUGGAUAUUUGGGGGAGAUGAGCACCGGACCUUUUGUAGCUUACGGCUUAGAGUGCGAAGACGAGAACUACCUGAAGCACACGAACGGCCAAAACACGUACAGAGCGACGGACGUUACGGAACGCAAUCUGUGCCAGAUCUUCCACGAGAUUCAAUACGGAGCAGAAUACACUCAUCGAACGACGUCGGACGUGAAGUUGGGGCCGGUCGUUAUGAAUUUAGGCGAAAAACGCGUCAUCGAUAUAAAGGCUAGCGAAAGCGAAAAAGUUGCGACGAAUCGUUGUUUCGAAUUGGAGAACGUAAAAAUUACGUUCAUUUCGUUGUCGUCGCUGCCGCUCAUGAAGCACAAGAGCGACUACAGGGAAUUUUUUCAUGUUAUUUAUUUCGGAUGUUUUUACGUGAAGCACUUGUGUAAAGAACUCAUCAGCCACGUGGCUGCCGCACGUGCGCUAAUUUUGAUCGAGAAUCAAAAGUUUGUGGUAACACAUAGGGAGAAGGAACUUCGUGAAUUUGACGAGGAAAUUAAAAAAGCUUUAGAUGGAGCUCCUCGCAAGGAAACGGCCUUUGAUCCGUGUCAGGAUAAUUUUGCAAAGUUUGUUAAACUGUAAAUAAACCUGCUUGCUUACUGUUAAUCUUUAUUUCUGUUUUUUCUUCAAUAAUACAGUUUU
Molecule: messenger RNA, 1464 nt
Organism: Zophobas morio
Lineage: Eukaryota; Metazoa; Arthropoda; Insecta; Coleoptera; Tenebrionidae
Gene: Dnaaf3
Product: dynein axonemal assembly factor 3 homolog
Exons: 1
Coding region: 73-1404 (443 amino acids)
Biological process (GO): axonemal dynein complex assembly; motile cilium assembly
Source: RefSeq, a predicted model, not a curated record